This is a messenger RNA of Cuscuta epithymum, 3045 nucleotides long. The record is from the annotation of a GenBank genome assembly. Lineage: Eukaryota; Viridiplantae; Streptophyta; Magnoliopsida; Solanales; Convolvulaceae.
ACGGAGUACAUGCUUACUUCCAUAUAUCAAUCAUGAAUAAAUAUUUCCUUGCUUCGGUUGUUCAUGAGCACCAGGCGGCCUUGCCAUGGCUUCUGGCGGCAAUAGCCUUUCUCCUCAUAAUAAAUCAAAGACGGCCACGAAAACAGAAAACUCCGCCGGGUCCAAAGCCAUGGCCAAUCAUCGGAAAUCUGAACCUCCUCGGCCCCAUCCCGCACCAAUCCUUGGACUCUUUGUCCCAAAAGUACGGUGAACUGAUGCUCCUAAACUUCGGCUCCACCCCUGUUUUAGUCGCCUCCUCUCCCGAAGCAGCCAAACUUAUCCUGAAAACGCACGACGCCGUUUUCGCCUCCCGCCACGCGUCCGCGGCGGGAGCGUACCCUUUCGACGGCGCCGAGCUAUUCUGGUCCCCUUACGGGCCGUGGUUCCGCCAGGUGCGAAGGAUUCUGAGCUCUGAACUCUUCGCGCCUCGGAAGCUCGACUCCCUCGAAUACGUCCGAGUUGAGGAAAGAAUGGCUCUUAUUUCCGACCUUUACGCGGCGGCGGUGGCGAAAAGGCCGGUCUUGCUUCGAGACCAUCUGUCAAAACUGACCUAUUCCAUUUCGGCGAGGAUACUUUCAGAUCACAAGAAAUCUUGCGACGGGAGGGAAUUGCGAACCACGCCGAUCGAUAUAAAGAGGCUGAAUGAGCUUGUUGAUGAAUGGUUUCGACUCAGCGGGUUGGUCGUCAACCUUGGGGAUUGGGUGCCCUGGCUGCGCCCCUUUGACCUGCAAGGGUGUGAGAAAAGACUGAAAGCUUUUAACCAAGAGUACGAGCAGUUUCUGGACCCAGUGAUAGAGGAGCAUAGGGCGGUGAUGAAAGCCGCCGGCAAGGAUUUUGUGCCCAAUGGGAUGAUUGGUGUUUUCUUGAAGCUAGCUGAGGAUCCAAAUGUUGAAGAGUCCGAGGUUGCUCUCACCCGUCAUCGCAUCAUGGCCUUAAUACAUGACGUUGUUUCUGGCGGGACGGAUACAUCAGCAGGACUAGUUGAAUGGGCUUGUCAAGAAUUAGUUACAAAACCAAAUCUAAUGGCAAAGGCAUUAGAAGAGCUGGACAGAGUUAUUGGGAGGGAAAGAUGGGUGGAAGAAAAAGACAUUUCACAAUUACCAUACAUUGACUCCAUCAUCAAGGAAUCAUUCAGGCUGCACCCACUGGGCACACUCCUUCCACACUAUUCCAUGGAAGAUUGCAACAUUGAAGGUUAUGAAGUAACCAAAGGGACACUUGCUAUGGUUAAUGUUUGGUCUAUUGGAAGGAACUCAAAGUAUUGGGAGAAAGCUGAACAGUUCAUACCAGAGAGGUUUUUGGGGAGUGAUGUUGACAUCAAAGGAAAAGAUUUUUCAGUGUUGCCAUUUGGAUCAGGCAGGAGAAUGUGCCCUGGCUAUACCCUUGGAUUGAAGGUUGUGCAGGCAACUUUGGCAAAUUUGUUGCAUGGAUUUAAUUGGAAAUUACCAGAAGGUAUGAAGCCAGAAGAUGUGUCUAUGGAAGAGGCUUGUGGCUUGACCACUCACCCUAAAUUCCCAGUGUCUUACCUCAUUGAACCAAGGCUUGCCACUCAUCUCUACUAAUUAAGUCAAUAUCUGUGUUGUAUUAUUAAAUAAACUCUUUAAUAAGAUCAAAAGGUUUGUUACAAUUUCUUUUCAAUUUUGGGAAGUCAGAACAUGAGGAGAAAGUAGCAAUUCAAACUAUCAAUAAUGUUAAGUCUUGUAUGUUUCCUUGGUUACGUAAACCAAUGGUGAAAAUUUUACAUGAUCUAUAAAAAUCUUUUUUUUCUAUUGAUACUUAAAGAGAAAUGGUCCCCAAUAAGACCGAAACUUACUCUAUUUACUUAAAUAGGAGUCUAACUUUUUUUAACCUUAAAUAAGACUACUUUUAACCGGCCUACCAUUUUUACCCCUGCUACCUUUGAACGGCUCAGAGGAUCAGAUCUGAAACCUCAGCUUCUUCAUAACAGCACACAGAAGCUCGGACACUACACGUACUCCGAUUGUGACGGUGAAGGCGGUUAAGAGUCGGCGGCGGAGUCAGCGGCAGCGGACAGAUCCCUGCUACGUGUGGUUUCUUCUACUCUUCUUCUUUCGAUCUUCCUUCAGUCCUUCUCCUGCUCUGCUUAUCCUCAUCUCCUUUCUUCUCUAGCUAUCCUCUUUUUUCCUCCCUUUUCUUUUGAUUCUUCAUUACAUAUUUACAUUACGGCGAGGUAAUGGUUCUUCUUUUAAUAAAUCUUCUUCUUUCAUUUUUAAUUGUUCUUCAUUCAUUAUUUUGACUUUCUGAUUUAGUUGUGGCAAAACGUCACAAUGGAAAGUUGGUGUCUUCGAAAAUUUGUAAUUUGCUGAGAACAAAAAAUGUUUCAAAACCUUGGAUGUCUUUGAUUUAGAAAAACUAUAUCCCUCCAAACUAUUCUUUCAUUGUGUGGCUGUGUAUCCAGAAUCGGCUAUCAACAGCAAAUAGCUUAUGGUUUUUGAAUAUUGAUAGGCUGUGUGGUUUCUGCAAUUCUGAUUUGUAAAGCAUUGAGCAUCUUUUUUUCGGUUUUCCCAUUACUAAUGGGAUAUGGAGGGCGGGGCAGUAUGUGCUUUGGUGGGAAUAAGGAGAGUGAAUUCAAUUCUUGAAAGUGUAAUUAAAUGCUGUAAAAAAAGAGUUCAAAGGAGCAGAAUGAGCAGUAAGGUUGGUUUUAUGCUGCACCAUUCAUAGUAUUGGAAGGCAAGAAAUUUGAAAGUUUUUUAAGGAAGGGUGGCUGAUGUUAAGAGUAUACUGGCUGAAAUUCAGUUUCUAACAUACAAAGUCCUGUAUAGAAUUUAUCCACCAAAUAUGAUUGACUUUUAAUAUUCUACUUACCCUUUUAUAGGAGUGUUCUGCCAGCUAGUUUUUGUUUUUGAUGUUAUUGCAAAGUUGUUGCUACUUAGUGGUAUGGCCUCUAGGAUUUAGGUGAUAUGUUGCGAGGUGGUUUGUAACAUGUAGUCUUCUUUGCAAUUGUUGUCUUUUUCAAUAUAAUUUUAUAGGUUAUCCAUAAAAAAU